GCGGCGUGGGCGGCGGACCCCGGCGGGUUCGCGGGGCGGGAGCGGCGGCGGGAGGCGCGCGCCCCGGGCUCUGCCUCACCGGCACUUGCCUGGUUCUUGCGCGCUCCUGGCAGCCGCGCGGCCGCUGACACACAGUAGCGGGGACACCCGACGCCGCUAGCGACGAGCGCGUCCCUAAGGGACGCUGCACUUGGGAACUUCGGCGCGACGGGCCAGAAGAAGAAAGGAAACAACAACUGGAUUUUUAAAUCAUUAUAAGUCAGUGAUGGAUCAGAAGUUGCAAUCCCAAAUGAAAGUCUUCAAAAGAAUUGCUUUAAAUAACAGAGGAAAGAAAAUUGAUCUACUACUCUAAAAACCUGAUCUAGAAAAACAUUGCACAUGACAUGAAGUAAAAACUGGGGACAUUUAUCUGGCUUUCGAUGUACCUGAGUCAAAGGAACUGUCACUUUGUUUUUCAGAGGGAUUUUCCAUCUGAGACCAUUUUAAUAACCAAUCGUUUUAUCUUGACAUGAUCCCCAGGGAGGAGAAACAGAGCAGUAGGUAAAACCCUGUGCUGGUCAAGAUGACUUCUGAAGAAAUGGCAGCUUCUGUCCUCGUACCUGUGACUCAGAGAAAAGAGGUGUCUUCUCAGUCGGCCGUAGAUGAAAGUAGUGACAGGGUCUCGGACAUCAGUGUUCCAAAAACACACACUGUCAGGCAGAGUGGGCAGACUUCUCACACCAUCUCAAGACUGAACAAACUUAAAGAAGGAUCUUCUGGAAGCAACUUGCCUAAGAUUCUCUCAAUAUCAAGGGAGAAAAUAAUGAGUGAUGAGAACUGUAAUGAAAAGUGCUGGGAGAAAAGCAUGCCACAUUCUGUGGAAAACCUUAACUACAACAACAUACUGGAAAAUGAUCUGCGUGGUCUUCCUCAGAGCCAGUUUUAUGAAACAUGCGAUUCUGUCACAGAGGAAACUGGAAUUCCUUCUUCACUGGAAAGAAAAGUGUUCCCUGGAAUUCAACUGGAGAUAGAUGGACCUUCCAUGGCCAUUAGUCCCUUAGGAGCUCAAUCGGCGAUCACGGAGACUGGUGGGGCACACCCUGAGAGCAACGUGGAGGUAUUUCACUUUCAGUGUGAACUUGACAGAAGAAUGCCAGACACUUUCUGUACCCUAUCAGAUAACUUGAUUUUGGAUGAUUGUGGAAACUGUGUUCCACUACCUGAUGUUGGUGGGGAACAAAAGAAAAAUUAUAUGGCAUAUACUUGUAAACUAGUGCAAUUGGCAAAAAGCUGUGAUAAUGAGAACGGGCAGCUACAGUGUGAUCAUUGCGAUACCUUGAAUGAUGAAUGCUUGUGCUGCGAAGGUUCCUGCCGAAAGGCCAAUGUGGUACGUUCCAGUGACAGCUUUUGCAGGGAGGAUUUUGCUGAUAGUCCAUUUACCAAGACCUUUCUGAGCCACUUUGAAGACUUCCCUGAUAAUUGUGAAGAUGUAGAAGACCUGUUGAGAAGUAAAAAGGAGCGGUCCACUUUGCUAGUGAGAAGAUUUUGUAAAAAUGACAGGGAAGUUAAGAAAUCUGUGUAUACUGGGACAAGGGCAAUUGUGAGAACUCUGCCUUCUGGUCACAUUGGACUGGCUGCUUGGAGUUACAUCGAUAUGAAGCAAAGUGGUCUCUUAUUGCCUUGUGGGAGAGGAACGGGCCAGCUGUCAACAGUGGUGGUUAGGCAAGAUGGAAGCCACAGUCUGCCAGAAGCCCAGUGGUAUUCGGUAAGAGUUAAAGUUUCUUUUGAUCAUUUUUGAAGCUUGAUGUUUCAAAAUCUAAAUUUCCAUUGUCUUAAUUCAUGGAAUUUUUUAAGUUCUGUCAAAUUAUGAUUCAUAGGGGAAGUAUUUGUAUAGUUAUUGGAAACAAGUUGACCUAACAGAUACUCCAACUGAUAGCUGUCAAGUUUAAGUUAACUCUGCAACAAUAUAAGUAACAAAAUACAAAUACAUGUGUCAUCAGGAGUGGAGAAAUUACAGAGAUUCCCUGGCUACUGUGUGUGGAAUUACAAGACAGAAACUCCUAGUAGUGGAAAAACUCCAUUAGCUGAAAAUGUAGCUGUGUCCUUUGGAGAUACAUCCCUGUGCCUUCUUUUGUCGUGUUUUUAGUUGGCAAGGCCUAAAGGAAUUUAAAGUCUAGUUUUGUCCAUUUUCCAACCAGUGUUCCCUGUUUCUUCCCUCUUAACCCUUUUUGUUCCAUGGGCCCCCUUUGGCAAUUUGGUGAAGCCUACGGACUCAGAAUACUUUUAAAUGCAUCAAAUGAAAUACAAAACAUUAUAAAGGACACAGAUUAUGUGGAUGUACAUUUAUCAAGAUAUUUUUUGAAAUUGCAACAUAGCAGGAUAGGUGCUUCUUUGUUAACACACUAAACAAUGGCAUCCAGUAGUGAUAAGCUAACUGCUGUAAUUUCGAAGUAGUGAUGAAUCUAAAUUUAAAGUAGGGAAUGGUUUGCCUGGGGCUUCACCAGUUGUAUUAUCCUGAGAAACCGCUCAGUCCUGGGCAAACCAGGCCAGUUGGUCACACUAAAUAUAAGUAUUAUUUUAGGGUCUCUACCAUGACUGUAAUAUAUGGAGAUAUCUGCAAUUUCUAUUGCUGACAGAUCACAGAUACUGCUACUACUGCUGAGGUUUGUUGCCUAUAUUCAUAAUUGAAGAAAAUGCAAAAUUUCUAACUCUUACAUUCUAGUGUUUCACAAUUCCUUCAAACCAGACCCUAUGAAUAAAUACCAUGUCUAGAAAAACAUCCUUUUUAUUGAAAUAUAACUAGCAUAUUUUUACUUUCAUCUUCAUCAUUCAUGAUGGGUAAUAUUUAUUGUGCAUAUACUCGUGCCAGGCACUGGGCCAAAUAAUUUAUUCUUGAUUUCAUGCUAUCAUCUCAACUGCUCCUGGUACUGGUGUGAUUAUUAACCCCAUUGUAUUGUUAAGAAAACAGUCUCAGAGAAGUAAUGUGCCUUGCCCAAAGUCACUUAGCUAAUAAGUGGUGUAAUUAGGAUUAUAAUCCAGGAAGUCCACACUCUUAGUUCUUCAAGAUCCGGAAAGAAAUAACAUUUAGGGUAAGCUUUCAACGGAACAGACAAGUCCUGUUCAGUUCAGCAUCUGUUGACUUGCUAGCCACACUCACUGAUAUCUCAGACCUGGUGUGUCAAACUUGGCUGUGUUUGAUAUGCUGGUCUAACCCUGGUUACAUAUUAGAAUUACAGUUUCCAGCUCCUCCAUCUCCGAGACCCUCUGAACCAGAAUCACUAGGGUAGGGCUCAACAUGAAUAUUGUUUUCAGAAAGUUCCCCUGGUGAUUUAAUGAUUCUAUGGAGUUGAGAACCACUGACCAGGAGCUUAAACUGAGCUCUUUGGUCUUCAUCAGGACAUUUUGGAAAUACUUCCUUUCCCCUAAAGACACAGACACUGCUUGGUCUCUCAGGAGUGUCAAGGGCGGGCCUGGGAGCCUGCCUGAAAAGAAAUAGCCUACAGGCCCUUCUCUCUGUGCAUCCAACCUACCCUUAACCUCAAGAAGUGUCGGUUUGUUUUUGCAUCUUCACCUGAUACCUCAUGAAACCUAAGUCACGAAGUGGUGUCAGUUACUAACAUGCUCCCCAGAUCUUCUGACUGAGUUCUGAAUUUUGUCCAUGCAGGGAAAAAAGUUCAUCACAGCAAUGUGUCAGCCCACUUAAAAAUGCAGUGAUUUUUAAAUUCAUGUUCACCUGAAGUUGAACAUUCAGAGCACAAUAGGAAUUUAAAUAUAGUAAAGUGAGGCAAAGUAGGUUGCUUGAGAACCAUUAUCAUAGUCCCCCCCCCCUCCCCCCAACACUUACACAGGCCUGAGGGCUGUGAAUCUGCUGUAAAUUGCAGUAUAAUUUUUGACAUGCUUGUUCUCCUCUUCCAGUUCUUGGAGCCUGGUGCUGCUUCUGAGAACAUUCUCAGGUCCCUAGCUCAAAUCUGCCCCUUUCUGUCAGUCAUAUGCCCUGGAAUGGUAAUUUCCAAGGAAAAGAACUGAAGAGAUGAUGCAAAUUAUCUCCUCCCUUCUUCUGGUCUCUGGAGGCUGGGAGAGGUUGUCACACAUCUGUCAGAGUGAACUCCAGAAACUUCUCUUUCCUCUCUGACUGGGUUUCUGGGAGGCUGUGGGCAUUUUUAUCAAGCCUUAACAUGAAGCUGGGGAACAGCUGACUGUUCUGUUCUUUAUCAAGGGAGAUUUCUGAAAGGAAGAGACCCUUCUGAACAUCCAUACCAUGGCAGGAAUGAGACAGUAUUAUUUGAAGUACGGCAUUCUCCCUGUAUCUUGUUUGUAGUUUUGAGUCUGGUAGAAAUCCUCAAAAGUUGUGCAUUUGAAUUAUAGCCACUUUCCCCUAGAUCCCAUAAAUUGCUUCCUUCAGCUAAAAAAUGCAGACUUGUGGUUCCCGCAUCAGAUUGUAAAUGUAGUAAGGGCAAGGAAUGGCCCCACCUUUUUUCUACUCUCCAUAAUACAAGCAUAAUGCCAAGUAUAUAGUAAACAGGAGAAUGUCAUGUUAAGAGCCAUGGUCCCUGGCGUCAGUUGGCAGUGCCUGGUGAAGAGUGAGUGCUGCUAUUCUCUCUCUGGCCAUUUUUUACAUGCUUUGUCGUGAACAUGUCCAUGACAUGUACCUCUCCUCUUGGUAGCUUCUUGCGCAGGGAAGCUUUUAGCAGCAUUAAUUUGAAUGUAUGUCCCUCAAUCUAUGGUGUGAUCAUUUGAACAAUUGUUGUCACACAUUUAAAGAAUGUGUUGUUUGUCCAAUUAGUUUUUUUUUGCCUCACUUAAAAUUUUUUUCCUUGGUGCCUCUGUCAAAAUGAUCCAAUUACUUUCUAUUUGCACAGCUGUACAGAGGAGAAUGGAUUUGAAUGGGAGACAUUAAUGAGGAUUAAUGCUGGCUGACUAAUCAUAUUGGUAUCCUCCUCCCUCUGCUUAUAAAAAAUGAAAACCUAUCCCUUAUUUAGUUACAGCCACACUCCCUCUCUCCUGCUUUCAAUUUAUUGGCUCGACAAGACAGUAUAUUUUGGCAAAUGGCUAAAGUCUCCAGGUUAAAGAUUGGUUAAGAGUGUUUUUAUUUUUAAAAAGUUUUCUUCCUUCCUGAAUUUUGGGAAAUUUAGAUACUGGAGUUAUUCUGAAUAUGAAGUGCAAGAAGUUCCUGCCUCUGCUGGAAUCAUUCAUGUAACCUGAGUUCUGCGUGCACUAAGUGAUGGAACGUGGAGGAAGCAAGGCUAGCCAGGGCAGAAAGUCCAUCAGCUCCUGCAGUUAUCACUUUAUUUAUUUCCCUGCUUUGAUCCACAACAGGAUUCAACGUACAACAAUAUGUAUAGCGAAACGGGAAAAAUGAGGUGUUAUUUAAAAA
Phyllostomus discolor (pale spear-nosed bat) is the source of this 5353-nucleotide messenger RNA. Its product is annotated as 1-phosphatidylinositol 4,5-bisphosphate phosphodiesterase epsilon-1-like. NCBI's taxonomy places the organism in Eukaryota, Metazoa, Chordata, Mammalia, Chiroptera, Phyllostomidae. The transcript is spliced from 2 exons. Bases 563 to 1777 code for a protein of 404 amino acids. The record is from RefSeq and is a predicted model, not a curated record.